Molecule: messenger RNA, 2624 nt
Organism: Hippoglossus stenolepis (Pacific halibut)
Lineage: Eukaryota; Metazoa; Chordata; Actinopteri; Pleuronectiformes; Pleuronectidae
Product: neuromedin-U receptor 1
Exons: 4
Coding region: 185-1402 (405 amino acids)
Biological process (GO): G protein-coupled receptor signaling pathway
Cellular component (GO): plasma membrane
Molecular function (GO): neuromedin U receptor activity
Source: RefSeq, a predicted model, not a curated record
AGCAGCAAAGCAGUGAAGGUAAAGUAGCAGGACAACUAAAGUCAGGAUGCAGAGAAAUGUGGUGAUUAUACAUCUUCUCACAUGUCUUCAUUUCUUCAUUUCUUGUGAAUAAGAGGAAAAAGGCCUCAUGGAACCCGCAAGCUGAAGGUUUAGAGCUGCAAAGAACCUAGCAUCAAACAUCACCAUGCUGGAGCUGAACUGUUCCCUCAAAGCUAUUUUCACAUCUGGUGCCCAAGUCUUCAGUGGCGUGGGCUGCCCCGAGGCCGCUGUGGCGUGUGGGAUGAAUAUCUCGUGGGUGCUGGCCAACGCCACUCAGCAGGAUCUAGAUGAGCUGUGUUUGAGUGAGGAGGAGUACCUGGCCAGGUACCUGGGGCCUCUCCGGUCCCCCGUCUUCUCUCCCGUCUGCGUCACCUACCUCGCCAUCUUCAUGGUGGGCGUCCUGGGCAACUGUUUGACCUGCGCUGUCAUCUUACGCUACAGGGUGAUGCAGACGCCCACCAACUACUACCUGCUGAGUCUGGCGGUGUCUGACCUGCUGGUGCUGCUGCUGGGCAUGCCUUUAGAGCUCUACGACAUGUGGCAGAACUACCCUUUCCUGCUCGGCGAGGGGGGCUGCUACUUCAAAACCUUCCUGUUUGAGACCGUCUGUUUCGCCUCAAUCCUCAAUGUCACCGCUCUCUGUGGGGAGCGCUACGUGGCUGUGGUCCACCCCCUGAAAGUCAAACACAUGACCACGCACGCCCACGUCAGGAGGGUCAUCUUCAUGCUGUGGGUUCUGUCCAUGGUGUGUGCUGUGCCAAACACCAGCCUGCACGGCAUCAUGGUGCUGCCUCCAAGGUUUGGACGACCGUUUCCUCGAUCUACAAUCUGCCAUGUGGUCAAGCCCACCUGGAUGUACAACCUGAUCAUCCUGAUUUCCACGCUGGUCUUCUUCCUGCUCCCCAUGUUGAUAAUCAGCGUUCUCUACCUGCUCAUUGGCUUGCAGCUCCGCAACGAGAAGAUCAUGACCAUGGCGGACACCAGGUGUAGCUUUGGAGAGGAAAGUGUCUCCGGGUCAAGUAAAAAGAAGCUGAGCAAACGCAACAUGCAAGUCACCAAGAUGCUGUGUGUGUUGGUGGUCGUGUUCGGGCUCUGCUGGGCGCCCUUCCACGUGGACCGCUUGAUGUGGAGUUACAUCGACACCUCUUCCCAGCAGCACCUCAAGCUCUUCGAGCACGUCCACAUCAUCUCCGGAGUUUGUUUCUACCUGAGCUCUGCCAUCAACCCCAUCCUCUACAACCUCAUGUCCACCAGGUUCAGAGAAAUGUUCAGUCACGCGACUUGUUAUUCUAACAGCUGGCCGAUAUACUCCAUGUCACAGAGGACCCGGCGCAGCACCUUCAGCGAGAAAAUGACACUAUGAAUUGGACCUAGGGUCGUCUGGGCCAAAGGAGGUCAGUGGAUAUUAUACACAGAUGGGCAACAAGUGGUGAUGGUUGGUUGGGUGGAGUAGUGGUGUGAUUAUAGGGUGUGUAACUCCUGCUUUGUCCAAAUCCAAUAGGAGAUUGUACGUUGAUUUAACACUGACAUCUUCUGCUCUUUAAAACUUGUGACUUCCCUGAAAGCUUUUUCAGUGUGAUACAUGGAUUGUUGUAUUUUACCUACUUUUGCAAUGCUGGCUUCCCCCAAUCUGACUCUGACUCCAUUGUUGGCAAUGGCCUUUAUUUUUUUCAUGGCUGCGUAAUGCAUUUUCAGUCACACGCGUCAUGUAAUGUCAGGUGACUGCCUGCAGCCGACCAGAAACCAGCCACCAGAGCAGAUAGAUGAAAAAAGAUGUAUAUAUUGUAUUCAAAAUAAAGAAAAUUAUGUUUUCUUCAACUGCAUAUCAUCCUAACCCUCUCCCCUCUUCCAUUCUCCUAUUCGGCACCCCUUCUUUUUCCCUCUCCUUGCUCCUCUACAUAGGGUCCUGAGGGGGCCCAUCCCGCCAGGUUGCUGCAACAGAUCCCCAGUCCAAAGCUUCCCCACAAAGAAACUAAGACCCAAGAAUCCUUUAAACUCUCAUGUGUCGCAUCUCGUUGAUGGUGUGGUCCUUGCUAGUGAAUGGGACUCAUGGGAUAUUUAGGAGCUACCACCCUCGUCAUCAACACAGCAGAUCAGGGAAUAUCUUUUGGGAGAAAGUUGUUCAUCGUCCCAACACAGAUUCAAUAGUAGCUCCAAACCGAUUUAGAAUAGAGGAACAAUAAAAUAAAAGAUAAAAUGAGGAUUCAGUCAAUUCUCAGACGAACAAUGAAAUGAGCAUAAAAAUACACACAGCAGCAUUUUUAUGCAAUGGAAACACAACCAUAUAGCAGCCUCAACGUUAAUUAAUUUCUAUUUAUGUAAUGUAUUUAUGGUAUUUACUGUAUAAUGCGAGGCAACAUUUCCAUGCUUGCCUAUUGAAUGAAGAGUGAAGGUACAAUGAGUGUGUGUGGAUGAAACAGAAAUGAAAGUUAAUAAAGGGAAACAGGAAUAAUGAUGGGAUGGUUUGAAUAUGACACAAUGCUAAUUAGUCAGGUGCCUUAAAACUACUUACAUUAUGUUCAUAAAAUGAUAUGAAUAUAUAAAAUACAUAAGGCAUUAUGAUUAUAUAGACCAUCGCAGCAUUU